CAACGGCACCGGAAUGAUGGAAUGUACCGUAAGGGUCCGCAAGCUUAACCGAACGACGGCAGCUCUAUCGGGGAAAAUUAUCCAAACUGUGGACAUUGGAGACAGUUUUGAGGCAAAUCUCCGCCGGCACACAAACUUUCGGAUGCGUGGGCGUCUUCAUCAUCAUCAUCGUCGUCUGGCAACUGGCAACAAGGCAAAGAAGCUGUCGUGUGCUGAGGCGACAGCUCCAAACUGGGACACGUGUCAGCUGCAGCAGCAGCAGCCUCAACUUUCGAGCCAGCCAGCCAGACUCGGAGCAGAGGGAAAAGUUGGUGUAAUAUGUGUAUUUACGUGGCUUUUUACCACCAAGGCGACGUUGUCGGGAACGGCACAAGUUUUAAAGUAGAGGAAAUGCGAGACUUUUCUGUUGAUAUCAUACUUAAAUCAGAGAGGAAAAAAAAAUUACGA
This is a messenger RNA of Culex quinquefasciatus (southern house mosquito), 447 nucleotides long. RefSeq lists its product as uncharacterized. The transcript is spliced from 3 exons. Lineage: Eukaryota; Metazoa; Arthropoda; Insecta; Diptera; Culicidae. The record is from RefSeq and is a predicted model, not a curated record. The coding region runs from base 14 to 385 and encodes 123 amino acids.